Messenger RNA from Caenorhabditis briggsae, 1767 nucleotides. RefSeq names its product Protein CBR-SPTL-2 (gene Cbr-sptl-2). Gene Ontology annotation, molecular function: serine C-palmitoyltransferase activity; pyridoxal phosphate binding. The transcript has 6 exons. Gene Ontology annotation, cellular component: serine palmitoyltransferase complex. Bases 1 to 1767 code for a protein of 588 amino acids. Gene Ontology annotation, biological process: sphingosine biosynthetic process; ceramide biosynthetic process. Lineage: Eukaryota; Metazoa; Nematoda; Chromadorea; Rhabditida; Rhabditidae. The record is from RefSeq and is a predicted model, not a curated record.
AUGGCAACAGAGGUGGCAACAAAAAGGAACUCGCCGUUUCGAUUUCUUCACAAACUCCCAAUCCGACUGACGUUUACAGAAAAGAAGGCCCCUCUUCUGAUCAGUGAUCUUGCGAAAGAAUCAGACGAGCUCAAAAAGCGAACACACAUUCUGGAAUGCGCAUGGAAUCAGGAGCACGACGAUGAAGAAGAGGAGGAGGAGGAGACGAGAGAAGAUGGAGUAGUUGAUGGAUCAGAUGACGCGUCAUCCACUCACGAUAUCUAUGGAGAUAUUGGAAAUCGAGCACCGAAUGAGUUUGAGCAUAUUGGAAGAUUCACGACAUUCCAAGUCUACAUCGCUUGGUUUGCACUUUUUCUGUUCGCCCAUAUUCGAGAGUAUGUGACAAGAUUUGGAUUUGUCAAAGAUUUGUCGAAUAAGGAGAAUAAGUCCAUGAAGGACUUCGUGCCAUUGUUCAGCGACUUCGAAGCAUUUUAUCAACGAAAUUGUUACAUCAAAGUGCGAGACGUCUUCGAGCGACCAAUUUGCAGUGUACCCGGAGCUACUGUUGAUUUGGUUGACCGAGUGUCUCACGAUGGAAACUGGACCUAUGAGUAUCCGGGAACUCGUACUAAUGUGAUCAAUGUUGGAUCUUACAACUAUCUUGGAUUCGCUCAAUCCGCUGGACCAUGUGCCGACCAAUCGGCUGCUAGCAUUGACAGAGAAGGUCUUUCCUGCUGCACCACGGUCCAUGAAAGAGGAAGAAGUGUGUCCCAGGCAAAGUUGGAGAAACUGGUUGCUGAAUUCCUUGGAGUAGAUGAUGCAAUCUGCUUUAGUAUGGGAUUUGCCACGAAUUCAAUGAAUGCUCCAUGUCUUGUAGACAAACAUUCUUUGAUCAUUUCUGAUAAGUAUAACCACGCUUCUUUGAUUCUUGGAUGCAGACUUUCCGGAGCUUCCACCAAGGUUUUCGAACAUAAUGACAUGGAGUCCCUUGAGCGAAUUCUCCGUGACGCCAUUGCCUACGGUAAUCCCAAGACUCAUCGUCCAUAUAAAAAGAUUCUGAUCAUUGUCGAAGGAAUUUACUCAAUGGAAGGAUCCAUUUGCAAUCUUCCAGGAAUCAUUGCUCUCAAGAAGAAGUACAACGCAUACUUGUAUUUGGACGAGGCUCACUCGAUUGGAGCAAUGGGAAAAACUGGAAAAGGAGUUGUUGAAUACUGGGGUUGUGAUCCGAAAGACGUGGAUAUUCUCAUGGGAACCUUCACAAAAUCAUUCGGAGCCGCAGGAGGAUACAUUGCCGGAGCCAAACGUACUGUUGACCAUCUCAGAGUUGCCAGUCCAACUGGAUAUUAUUCAUCUCCAAUGUCCCCGCCAAUCGCUCAACAAAUCUAUACAUCAAUGUCGAUUAUUAUGGGAAGAGAUGGAACAAAUGAUGGAGCAUUGAGAAUUGAGAGACUCGCUAGAAACUCUCAUUACUUCCGAAUGAAGCUGAAACAAAUGGGAUUCAUUGUGUACGGAAGCAACGAUUCGCCAGUCGUUCCAAUGUUGAUUUAUUUCCCAACGAUGUGCGGAUUCUAUGGUCGUGAGAUGUUGGCGAGAAACAUUGGAUGUGUUGUUGUCUCGUUCCCUGCUACUCAUAUGACGGAAGGAAGAGUUCGAUUCUGUAUAUCAGCAGCACAUACAAAAGAGCAACUUGAUUAUGUUCUCGCAACGGUAUGCGAACUCGGAUCAUUGAGUCGAAGCAAGUUCUCGCGACGAUCACAUUUGUACAAAAAUCUCCAAAUCGAAUGGUAG